Hibiscus syriacus is the source of this 1103-nucleotide messenger RNA. Its product is annotated as probable carbohydrate esterase At4g34215. The coding region runs from base 82 to 846 and encodes 254 amino acids. The record is from RefSeq and is a predicted model, not a curated record. The transcript is spliced from 2 exons. Lineage: Eukaryota; Viridiplantae; Streptophyta; Magnoliopsida; Malvales; Malvaceae.
CGUCAUUUAGCUUCAAAUUUCCAACCAAACCACAUCUUUUGAAGUAAUAUCGAUCAUCGAAGACAAAUCCAACACAUCUACAUGGAGACAAAGACGAACAUUCUCGUUGCAGAACAAGGUCAACUCAACCCAACACCCAAACACAUUUUCAUCCUCUCAGGCCAAAGCAAUAUGGCGGGCCGAGGCGGCGUCUCCAAGCACCACCACCACAGCCAAAGCCACUGGGAUGGCAUCGUCCCACCGGAAUGUCAGCCGCACCUUUGCAUCCUCCGCCUCAGCGCCACCCUCAACUGGGAGGCCGCACGGGAGCCGCUCCACCACGACAUCGAUACUCACAAGGUCUGCGGAGUGGGGCCCGGGAUGUCGUUCGCCAACGCGGUGAGGGAUCAUCUGGGCGGCGAGUGCCUGGGUCUGGUUCCUUGCGCCGUGGGCGGCACAGCCAUCAGGGAGUGGGAUCGUGGGCACCAAUUGUAUGAGAAUAUGCUUAAGAGAAGUAAAGAGAGUUUGAAGAGUGGAGGGGAAAUCAAGGCUUUGCUUUGGUACCAAGGGGAGAGCGAUACGUCGUCGCUUCAUGAUGCUGAAGCCUACAAGGGAAACAUGGAGAGGUUGAUUCAUAACUUACGUCGAGAUCUUGGGUUGCCUUCGCUUCCAAUCAUUCAGGUUGCAAUUGCAUCAGGCGAUGAGAGAUACAGGGAGAAAGUAAGAGCAGCACAGCUGGGGAUGAAUCUGCCGAAUGUGACGUGUGUGGAUGCCAAAGGGUUGCCUUUGAAACAGGACAAUCUUCACUUGACAACCGAGGCUCAGGUUAUGUUGGGGCACAUGUUGGCCGAUGCAUUUAUUCAAUAACUCGAAAAACUUGGUUAUCUUUGAAUGCAAGUAAAUCUCGAGGCUUCAUUGCGUGGGCGUCGGAUUUGUUUAUUUCAUUUCAUGUGUAGCUUCACUUGAUCAUGUUUGCCACAUCCUUUCCCUUCUCAUUUGAUGUUGAGUUUCGAUCUCCAGUCCGGGUAAAUCUGAAUAAAUCCCUUGCUCUCGCUAUACGGUUGUCGUCAUUUUUCUUGUCCAUUUACCUUCAAGGGAGUUUUACCAUGUUUGCCAUGCUCCUA